AAGACUUUAGAAAGCAUUGGCGGACUGUUGAACGGCCGCCCAGGGGUCCGCGGGCCCCGGUUUUCCGGCCUGCAGCGAGCCCAGCUGUUAGCGCGAGCCGCCGCGGCUGCAAACUCAGCAGCAUGGCCCAGUCUGUCGUAGUGCAAGUCGGCCAGUGCGGAAACCAGAUUGGCUGCUGCUUCUGGGAUCUGGCCCUGAGGGAGCAUGCGGCUGUCAACAAGAAAGGAAUUUACGAUGACUCACUGAAGAACUUCUUUAGAAAUGUGGAUACUAGAGGAAAUGGUGAUGGUGUAGAUAUUUCGAAAGGAAAAAUUUGCUCCCUAAAAGCACGAGCGAUCUUGAUUGACAUGGAGGAAGGAGUAGUGAAUGAAAUUCUUCAGGGACCAUUGAAAGAUAUAUUUGAUAGCAAGCAACUCAUCACUAAUGUUUCUGGAUCUGGGAAUAAUUGGGCAGUAGGUUACAAGGUUUUUGGCUCUGAGUACCAGGAUCAGAUUGUGGAAAAACUCAGACAGACAGCAGAGCACUGUGACUGUUUGCAGUGUUUCUUUAUAAUUCACUCCAUGGGCGGAGGGACAGGUUCUGGUCUUGGCACAUUUGUUUUAAAUGUGCUUGAGGAUGAAUUCCCAGACGUAUACAGAUUUGUGACUUCAGUUUUUCCAUCUGGUGAGGAUGAUGUCAUUACUUCACCAUAUAAUAGUAUUUUGGCAAUGAAGGAACUUAAUGAGCAUGCAGACUGUGUGUUACCCAUCGAAAAUGAAUCUUUAUUUGACAUCGUUAGUAAAAUUAAUCAGAUGGUAACUUCUGGAAAGCCGGGAACAACUGUGAAGCCUGGGAGUCUGGUAACUUUAAAUGAAGGUGGUAUUAAAAAAAAGCUGCAAGAAAAGCCAUUUGAUAGAAUGAACAAUAUUGUAGGAAAUUUGCUGCUCAACUUAACAAGUUCUGCCAGAUUUGAAGGCUCCCUUAAUAUGGAUCUUAAUGAAAUUACUAUGAAUUUAGUUCCCUUUCCUCAACUUCAUUAUCUUGUUUCAAGCCUCACACCUCUGUAUACAUUAGCAGAUGUAAACGUUCCUCCUCGAAGGUUAGAUCAAAUGUUUUCAGAUGCUUUCAGCAAAGACCACCAGUUAAUACAGGCUGACCCAAAGCAUAGUCUCUACCUUGCUUGUGCCUUGUUGGUUCGAGGAAAUGUACAGAUUUCAGAUCUUCGAAGAAAUAUUGAAAGAUUGAAAUCUUCUCUCCACUUCGUCUCAUGGAAUCAAGAAGGCUGGAAAACAAGCCUGUGUUCAGUACCACCUGUGGGCCAUUCUCACUCACUCUUGGCACUAGCAAACAACACCUGUGUAAAACCAACCUUCAUCGAACUUAAAAAGAGAUUCACGAGACUCUACAAGAAAAAAGCUCAUCUUCAUCACUACCUGCAGGUUGAUGGAAUGGAAGAAAGUUGUUUUACAGAAGCUGUAUCAUCUUUGUCAUCUCUUAUAGAGAAUUAUAAUGAAUUAGAUCUCACAAAAGGCUUGCCUAUACAUGAUCAACUUAGGUUAAAUAUAGUUAUGUAAAAACACAUUCACAAGCUUUUAUUUUCACUUACAAAGUUUUUUGUUUGCUGAUGGUUGCUUGAUUUUAUCACUUAAGAAAUCUUCAUUGGUUUUCUUCAAAGUAGUGGGUAGCUAUCUAGGAGAAAGGUUUCCUUUAGGACAGUUUGAUAGAAAUAUGCUGUACCACAUUUAGAAUCAGUGUGACCUUUGAAUCAUAUCUACAACCAUGUUGCCUUUUACAAAAACCACUUUUUUUAAGAUUUAUGAGAAGCAUGAAGUCUUUUUAUAACCUGAUAUUCAGGAGUUGUACACUAAUAAGAAGGCUGAUGGCAUAUUUUUUGUGUAUGUAACAUUCAGCUUUAUUUUGAAAUACUAUAUAGGUACUCCAGUUCUUUUAAAAACUGAUCUGAAAUACUAGGAGUUGCUUAAUAAAAAUAUGUAAGUAGAUACUGAUUUUUAUAGCAGUUGGAGAUGAGAUCAGCUUUUGAUUUUUCAUUCAAAAUAAUUUUUAAAUGUUUGAUUUUAUUAUUUAACAAGUUUGAUUUCAUAGUAGUAAAUGUGCCUUAUUUAUAAGCAGUUCUAUUAUUUAUAAUUACUUUAUUAAAUUCUACACAAAAGUACAGAAUUUUUCCAGGGUCAACAUGUUCUGGACAUUGUAGUAAAUGAAAUAAAUAUUACAAAAUUGCUAUAAUCUGAAAUGUUUAAAUUAUGUUCAUUUGUAGCAUGACUAUACAAGAUAAUUUCAUUCAAGGCUAAUACUUUACUCUUUUUUUAACAAAGGAUUCAUUUUUGCUUAAAAUGAUGAGUAAUAUCUAUCUAAAAUCCUCAGCAAGCAUUAUCUAUAAGGGGGAUAAGCUAGAAGCUUUCCCAAUAAUAUCAGGAGUGAAGUAAGAAUGCCCAUUACUAA
Dromiciops gliroides (monito del monte) is the source of this 2439-nucleotide messenger RNA. RefSeq names its product tubulin epsilon 1 (gene TUBE1). NCBI's taxonomy places the organism in Eukaryota, Metazoa, Chordata, Mammalia, Microbiotheria, Microbiotheriidae. Gene Ontology annotation, cellular component: microtubule; cytoplasm. Gene Ontology annotation, molecular function: GTP binding; structural constituent of cytoskeleton. The record is from RefSeq and is a predicted model, not a curated record. The transcript has 12 exons. Gene Ontology annotation, biological process: microtubule cytoskeleton organization; mitotic cell cycle. The coding region runs from base 123 to 1553 and encodes 476 amino acids.